AUGCGUCGCAAAACAACAAAAUUUGGAGAGCGCGAGCCACAGAGGCUCCUCGGGAUCAGCGCCUGCCGCGUGAUUGCCGACGCCACAGCUCGGCCAAUCAAAAAGGGAAGCAUCGUUGCACUUGCGGCCGCAACCUCGGGAGUACACGCGUUGUCCAAGGGGUGCCUCUCCCCUCCCAAGGGCCAGCAGCAGAGGCACCUGAAGCAGCAGCAGGAGCAUCUCCGUGUGUCGCCAGGGUCCCCAUCCCCUAGCUCGCAUUUGGUCUCCAACACAUUUGAGGCGGCGGUCGCGACGGAGUGGUUCGCUCCCCGCCCCUCGCGGCUGCUGCUUGGAGCUGCACUCGUCGCAGGGUGCACUCCCGCCCUUGCUUGGCUCAUCUACCUGUGGUUGCUCCCAGCCCUCGGCGGCUGCGUGCUCCUGCCACUCUAUCUGCUGGAUUGCUGGCCCGCAGCAGUCGGCCCCGCCGCGGGGUUGCUCUCUAGCUUCGUCGUCGCGCCGCUGCAGCCGUGGCUCAAGAUCUGGCGCUACCUCAUGGGGUACCGAACUGGGUACGUAACCCCCAAAACAACGCGCAAAGGCAUUGCCGCUCUCGAGGUGCUCGAGCUCCAGAGGGCGGGUGGGGUUGGCUUUCGCGCAUUCGACUUGCUGGAGCACCUACCUUCGAACCACGUGGUGCGGUUGCGCGGCAACGACGCGAGCAAGCCGGUGGUGCUCUACCUACACGGCGGCCCGGGCGCCUCCGAGAUGAUUGCGGGCGCGGACGGUGGCUUCCGAGAGCUGUUGCAUUCCGAGUUUGUGGUCGCCGACUAUGACCAGCGCUCGGCGAUGAGCAGCGGCGCGCUCAACGACGUUCAGAGCGAGGCCUUCCUCGCGACCCUCACUAUCGAGCAGCACGUCCUCGACGCCAUCGCCAUCGGUGAGUGGCUCCACCGUGAGCCGCGGCUACUUGCUGCGCGCGGGAUGGCGCCGCUGCGCCUCCACCUGAUGGGUGGCUCGUGGGGGAGCAUGCUUGCGCUGCUAGUGGCACAGCGUCGGCCGGACCUCUUCUCGGGGCCGGUAAUCGUGCGCGGCCUCUGCGUCGACAUUCGGAGGUCGGAGGAGCUGAGUCUCCGCUAUCUGCUCGACACGAUGGCGCGGGCUGGCGCCUCGGCAGCCAGCAUCGAGGCGGUCAAGAGGGUCGGCGGGUUCCGUCCCGAUGCGCGAGAUCUCCUCGUUCAGCGGACCUGGCUGCAGUCGUACGGCGGCAUGUCCUACAAUGAGUAUGUGCGGGCGCAGCAAGGCGAGCCGGCGGGGCGGAUGGACUUGUUCUUUCGAAAUGCGCUCGCCAUGGCGACCACGCCGGAGAUUGGGCUGAAGGCCUGCCUUGAGGCGAUGCCCCUCCUCCGCACAUCGCUUGCGCGGCUCUGGGGGCAGAUGGCGGCGCAAGAUAUGCGGGUCGAACUGGUCGGCCUCAACCUAGUCGUGGCGCAAGGCAAGUAUGACCACUGCACCGCCUCCGCCCUCGUCAAGCCUUGGCUUACCGACUCGCUCUCCCUUUCCACUGGCGGCGAGGCAACGCUGGUCUGGUUCGAGGAGAGCGGGCACAGUCCUGAGAAGGAAGAGCCACGCCGCUUCGCGGAGCUCGUCUUCCAGCACUGGCUCGAGGGAGCGGGCGACUCGGCCAGCGGCAUGAUCGCGGCGCCGGCAGCGACGCCUACCUCGCCGCCGGCCGUCCACACGCACAAGCAGUGGAACCAGGGCCGUGCGUCGUUUUAG
Emiliania huxleyi CCMP1516 is the source of this 1755-nucleotide messenger RNA. Its product is annotated as alpha/beta hydrolase. Gene Ontology annotation, molecular function: peptidase activity. Lineage: Eukaryota; Haptophyta; Isochrysidales; Noelaerhabdaceae. Gene Ontology annotation, biological process: proteolysis. The record is from RefSeq and is a predicted model, not a curated record. The transcript has a single exon. Bases 1 to 1755 code for a protein of 584 amino acids.